Nerophis lumbriciformis (worm pipefish) is the source of this 3745-nucleotide messenger RNA. It is a transcript of the gene abcg8, whose product is annotated as ATP-binding cassette, sub-family G (WHITE), member 8. Gene Ontology annotation, biological process: transmembrane transport; cholesterol efflux; cholesterol homeostasis. Gene Ontology annotation, cellular component: plasma membrane; signaling receptor complex. The record is from RefSeq and is a predicted model, not a curated record. NCBI's taxonomy places the organism in Eukaryota, Metazoa, Chordata, Actinopteri, Syngnathiformes, Syngnathidae. Gene Ontology annotation, molecular function: ATP hydrolysis activity; ABC-type transporter activity; ATP binding.
ACCUCGGACACAAACUUGAAGGACUCUUUGGCCUCAGUCCCUGGGCCAGCCGGGUCCAGCUGCACUGAGUAGAGUCUGUUCAUGUCUCGAUUCAGCUGCAAACCUUCUUUCCAUAUGACCCCGUUGUCUUUGGUCCGCUCUGUGCUCUACCUAUCUAACAGCUGCAGCGCCAUAAACACACUGCAGUCUGGUCGCUUUAUCGCAGGGAACUUUGAUCCACGCUUGUAUAAAGAAGGCAGGACGCCGAGUAAAACGACUGGCCGCGUGUCCUCGAACGCAGCACGGAUGGCAGAACAUGACUUUGGAAGAGCGUGAGAAAGGUAGUUCCUGUGGAGUGAAAAAGCGUAGACGUUAAAGACAAGAAGAAGAGAACGGCGGGGAUGAGAGGUUCAUUCACCUUUUGACCUGCCAAACAUUGAGCUACAUGUUGCAACAUGGUGGACACUGACAGAAGCUUCACUCAGGCCAACGGAUCCUCACAGCAGCAUGCAGACACACAAUUGUUCUCCUCAGAGGAGGACAGCAGUCUGUACUUUACAUACUCUGGUGACUGUAACCAGCUGGAGGUUAACAACCUGCACUAUGAGGUGGACACAGCAGCUCAGAUUCCGUGGUAUGAGAGGCUGUCAGAGUUCAAGUUGCCGUGGGAGAUUAAAGGAGACAAGCAGACAGCCAUCAACAACCUCAGCCUGCGUGUGUGCAGUGGACAGAUGUUGGCCAUUAUUGGAAGUUCUGGCUGCGGUAAAACGUCCUUGUUGGACAUCAUCACGUGUCGAGACGAAGGCGGCGCCGUCACCUCUGGCCAAAUUCUGAUCAACGGUCGACCCAACACGGCCCAGCUGGUGAAGAAGAGCAUCGCGCACGUGCGGCAGGACGACCGCCUUCUUCCUCACCUCACCGUACGCGAGACCCUCGCCUUUGUGGCCAAACUGAGACUGCCCACGCACUUCACACAGACCCAGCGGGACCAGAGGGUGGACGACGUCAUCGCAGAGUUGCGUCUGAGACAGUGUGCCCACACCAGGGUGGGUAACGACUACGUACGGGGGGUCUCUGGAGGGGAGCGGAGGCGGGUCAGCAUCGCGGUCCAACUCCUCUGGAACCCUGGGAUUCUGAUUCUGGACGAGCCCACGUCGGGUCUGGACAGCUUCACGGCCCACAAUCUGGUGAUCACGCUGUCCCGCCUGGCUCGGGGAAACCGCCUGGUGCUGCUGUCCGUCCACCAGCCUCGCUCGGACAUCUUCCAGCUCUUCGACCUGGUCGUCCUGCUCUCGUCCGGCUCGGCCGUCUACUGCGGCGCCGCCCGGGACAUGGUGCCGUACUUCACGGCGCUGGGAUACCCGUGCCCACGAUACUGCAACCCGUCUGACUUUUACGUGGACCUGAUCAGCGUAGACCGGCGUAGUCCAGAACAGGAGGCUGAGUGUUUGGAGCGAGCCAGAGUAUUGGCACAGCACUUUAUGGACAAAGUCCGAGACACUGAUGACCACAUGUGGAAGAGCAGCACGUGUCCAACGCUCACUGACAGUUGCCCUGACAUGGCGGCGGAGGAAGAAGAAGAUGCCAUCAUCAUCGCCAAGCAACAAGAGCGUCUACCCGGCAGACUCCAGCAGUUCACCAUCCUCAUCAGGCGUCACAUGUACAACGACUACAGAGACCUGGUCACCCUGCUGGUCCACGGUCUGGAGGCCCUGCUCAUGUCUCUACUGGUGGGUUGUCUCUACUACGGCGCAGGCGAGCAGCGUCUGUCCAUUCAGGACACGGUGUCCCUGCUCUACAUGAUCGGAGCGCUCACGCCCUUCGCCGUGGUGCUGGACGUCAUCGCCAAAUGUCACACGGAGCGAGCGAUGUUGUAUCAUGAGCUGGAGGACGGCAUGUACUCUGUCACCUCUUACUUCUUUGCCAAGGUGCUGGGUGAGUUACCUGAGCACUGCGUCUUCACCUUGGUCUACGCGCUGCCCAUCUACUGGCUGGCGGGCCUUAACGAGGCGACGCUGCGCUUCCUGCUCAACUUCCUGCUGGUGUGGCUGAUGGUGUACUGCAGCCGCUCCAUGGCGCUCUUUGUGGCCGCUGCGCUGCCCACCCUGCAGACCUCCGCCUUCAUGGGCAACGCCCUCUUCACCGUCUUCUACCUGACUGGAGGCUUUGUCAUCAGCCUGGAGAACAUGUGGCUGGUCGCCUCCUGGCUGUCACACGCUUCCUUCAUGAGGUGGGGCUUUGAGGGGCUGCUCAAGGUGCAGUUUAAAGGGAACAAAUAUCCUGUCACCAUCGGGAACUUCACCCUCAACGUGGACGGAAUACAUGUGGUGGAGGCCAUGAACAUGAACCAGUAUCCUUUGUACUCCUGCUACUUGGUGCUGCUGGCCGUCUGUCUGGUCUUCAUGGCGCUUUACUACGUCUGCUUGAAAUUCAUUAAGCAGAAGUCCAGUCAAGACUGGUCCGAGUGUAGUGGGUGGAAGAUGUUGUCCAUAAUGGCUUGGAGCAUUGCUAGACUUCUCCUCUCUGACACCACCGCCAGAGUCUAGCUCCACUUCCACAUUACUGGUCUUCCCUACCAGCUUGUCCAGUCUGUUUGCGUUCCCCGCUCUCAGUCCGCUGCCCCAGCAAGCCACGGCGUACAAGAAGCUGCCCGCCUCCCCCGACUCGUAGAACAUCUUCAUCAUCUUUGUACAGACGUUGAAGGAUCUUAGCCUCGUGAGGAAGUAGAGGCGGCUCUGAACCUUCUUGUAGAGUGCCUCAGCGUGUUUUGACCCAUUCAGCUUGUUGUCAAUGUGUACUCCGAGGUAUUUAUAAUCCUCAACCAUGUCCACAUCGCCCCCUCCACCCUCCCUUCCCCGGGUGGAAACAGGGGUUGCCGGAGUACUUCUCCUCCUUCCCAGGUCCACAACCAGCUCCUUGGUCUUCGUCACAUUGAGCUGGAGGUGGUUCUUUCCACAACAUGUGACAAAGUCCUCCACCAGUGCCCUGUAUUUCUCCUCAUCACCAUCUUUAAUACACCCCACCAUCGCAGAUUAAUCAGAAAACUUCUGAAGGUGGCAGGACUCUGACUGAUAGUGGAAAUCGGUGGUGUAGAUGGUGAAGACGAAGGGGGAGAGGACUGUCCCCUGCGGGGCCCCGGUGUUGCUGACCAGUCUAUCAGACACACAGUCCUGCAGUCGCACAUACUUUGGUCUGUCAGUCAGGUAAUCAACAACCCAGGACACCAAGAGGGCCUCCACCUGCAUCGUCGCUAACUUCACACCCAGUAGCACUGGAGAAGUAAAAAAACAUGACCCUCACACUGCUCGCAGGCUUGUCCAGGGGGGUGUGGGCUCGGUUCAGCAGGUAGAUGACCGUGUCCUCCACUCCCAGUCGGGGCUGGUAGGCAAACUGGAGUGGGUUCAGGAGGGGCUUGAUCGCCGGGCGUAGUUGUUCCAGGACCAACCUCUCCAUGGUCUUCAUGAUAUGGUAGGUUAGAGCCACCGGCCUGUAGUCCUUCGAUGUGCUAGGUCGCGUGCACUUGGGGAUGGGGACCACGCAUGAGGUUUUCCACAGUGUGGGGACUUUCUGCAGCCUAAAGCUCACGUUGAAGAUGUGCUGAAGCCAGGGGCGCCGCUAGGGAUUUUGGGCCCCAUGAAAAGAAUCUUUACAGGGCCCCCAACACAGUGUCAUUAUUUUUUCUGUAAUAUAAUUUCAUCAUCAUUAGGGGCCUCUCUGGGCCCCCCUCCAUCAUGGGCCCCUAGAAUCCGUCUCCUUUACCCCCCCU